Messenger RNA from Phytophthora nicotianae INRA-310, 108 nucleotides. RefSeq lists its product as hypothetical. NCBI's taxonomy places the organism in Eukaryota, Oomycota, Peronosporomycetes, Peronosporales, Peronosporaceae. The record is from RefSeq and is a predicted model, not a curated record. The coding region runs from base 1 to 108 and encodes 35 amino acids. The transcript has a single exon.
AUGAGCUCGCACACAAGUGUCAGUGGCAAGUCGAACAUGCUGGAUUCUGUACCGACCGAGCCGCCUGUCACGCCACUGCGGAGCUAUUCCAGUGUUGACUCCGCUUGA